UUUUUUCUUUGUUCCCUUGUUCUCUGCUUUUUUCUUCUUGUUUUCUCCUCUUUGGAGAUAUUUUCUCUCUUGUGCUUUCCUCUUCCUCUUCCAUGGAGCUCGUUUUACUUGUUUGUUUAUGUGGGUGGCAUAGAAUAGGAUAGAAUCUAGCUGGGUCGGUCUUAUCCUCCUGAUGCAUGUUGAGUUUUCGAAUCGUUGCUUCGCUUAUCACUGCUUCUUCCUUUUAUUGAAGUAGGCAUGGGCACGUCCCCAUGAAAAAUCUUUCCCCCGUUGCUUGUUUUGUGGCAUGGGGUCGUGUAUUUUCUUGCUUCCGCUCUUUUGGCUGUGAGUUUCUUUGCUCUUUGGUGUAUAUACAUCUGCUUCGCCGCACUUUUAUCAUGCUUAUUCUCUUGGUUUAAAUGACGGUCCUUCUAUGUUUGCGGAAAUUUUCCGUUUUUUCUGGAACGCAUAGGAAGGAUUUCUUCUGAAUUUGUCGAGGCCCCAUAUGACCCUUUUUGAUUCUUGUUUGAACGAGUCAUGGCCAAGAUGGGGUCGUUGAGAAAUUUUUAUUAAAGGGUCCUUUUGGCACUUGUGUUUUGGCUGAUUCAUUGGCCAGUUGGAGUUGAAACUUGAGACCCCCACCACACCCUCAGGCCAUCUGUUCCUUUUUGUUUCUUGUUUCGAUCUGUUGCAUGUUGUCCACUUGUACAAACUCUGAUCCACCUGUCUCAUGUAUUGACUGGAGGACAUAACGUUAGCACUCUUCUGAGCUUUUCUGGAGUUAGGGUUCUUUUUCUUUUCAAUUCGUUUUCUUUUUUUCGUUGCCCUUGUCACAUGAAUCCGGUGAAUUGCAUUUCUGGACCAGUACAUUGGAUCUGCUACUCCCUGUGAAUCCCAUUUGUUGGGUCAAUCUGGGUUUCACAUUAGAAAUGAAUUUAGCCAUAUCACAUUCCAGGUUGUGAUGCAUUCUUGGAACACUCGUGCAUGCUUAACAUUUGACUGCGGAUACAAGCGAUCUCUGUGGUGAUUGCAAAUGCUAGCUUUGUCUGAUAUCUGAAUGAGUUGAGGGGAGUUCAUUUCUUGUUCACUGUCUACUUGGAUUUGGAUCACUUUGUAAAUUGCUGAAACUAGAUGCCUAUAAGAAUCCAGAACUUGCCAAAGAAAAGUUUCGGUCAAGGUUCAAUCCUUUCAAUGCCUCGUGCCGGGGUAACUUACCCAUCAUGGUGGAACCCAAAUGAACAGCAACUUCCGCCAUCUUUGCCCACAAAUAGUGGCUUGAAAGUGGAAUCUCCACACAUGCUCCAUCAUCAAGCGAAGCCUUUAUGUCUUCAAAUACAAGAACAGGAAUCAUCUUCAACUCAAUCAGCUGGCAAUUCUUGCCAUGAAGUGAGCAUCGUGGGUGGGGCCAACUCUCAAGAUCAAAGCAUUUCAUCUGAAUCUGGUCAAGAUGAAAGUUGUGGCAGGAGCUUUGAAGGUCAGACAAAGCCAAUUUUCUUGUUCAACAAUCCAGAGAUUGUCUUUAAUACGUCACUACCUGAUCAAAGCCAACCUCUGAUUCGUGUUCCAUAUCCCCCAGUUGAUCCUUAUUUCAGUGGGUUGCUGGCUGCAUACAGACCGCAGGCUAUUAUUCAAUCGCAGGCUGGAUCCCAAAUGUUGGGGAUGGCACCUGGACGUGUUCCAUUGCCACUUAACCUUGCAGACGACGGACCAAUCUACGUCAAUGCAAAACAAUAUCACGGAAUUCUUCGGAGGAGGCAGUCACGUGCAAAGCUGGAGGCUCAAAACAAACUAGUCAAAGCUCGAAAGCCUUAUCUUCAUGAGUCGAGGCAUCUUCAUGCCCUGAAUAGGGUCAGAGGAUCAGGCGGCCGCUUCCUCAGCAUGAAAAAGCGUCGGCAGCUCAGCCCAGGUUCAAGCAAUCACAGCCCAUGUGCCACUGGACCUAGAGAUCGAAAUGAAGACGGUUGCGGACCCGAAACUCACCUAGUGGGGGCCAGUGAGCGGCAGUUCACUUCAACCAUGACCAGUUCCAGUGUCUUGAGCAUGUCAAACAGCAAUGCGGACUUCUAUCCGGAUAGCAGGUUCUCCGGAAUCUCCGCCCACAUGAGAGGAGCGAUGCAGUGCAACGAGGGGCUCAUGCGCCGCGGCGCAGCCCAGCACUGCUCUUCAUCCGUCCGGUGAGUAAGUGGUGCGCGGUUCUAAACCCACUACGUCACUAGAUGGGGCAAAUCAUCCUUGGCUUUGUUAGGUUUAAUUCCCAACUGUUCCUUUGGUCGCGUGACGACUGACUGACGCCGCCGUGUUGUCUGAUACUCUUUUACUGAUGUUGAUUGAGAAAUUCAAGUUAAAUGUGUCGGUAGAUCUGUAGAAGUGUCCAUGAAGCCUUCCUGGUCAUCCCGGUUCUUCGUGAGUAUGUUGUAAUUGUUCAUUGCAUGUCUCUGUCUGUGUUUGCUUAAGAAAUUGCCGUACACAUUGCUUCUGGCCUGCAGGAAAAGAAAACUUCCGC
This is a messenger RNA of Rhodamnia argentea, 2482 nucleotides long. Its product is annotated as nuclear transcription factor Y subunit A-3-like. NCBI's taxonomy places the organism in Eukaryota, Viridiplantae, Streptophyta, Magnoliopsida, Myrtales, Myrtaceae. Gene Ontology annotation, biological process: regulation of transcription by RNA polymerase II. Gene Ontology annotation, molecular function: RNA polymerase II cis-regulatory region sequence-specific DNA binding; DNA-binding transcription factor activity, RNA polymerase II-specific. The record is from RefSeq and is a predicted model, not a curated record. The transcript has 6 exons. The coding region runs from base 1111 to 2157 and encodes 348 amino acids. Gene Ontology annotation, cellular component: CCAAT-binding factor complex.